Messenger RNA from Hipposideros armiger (great roundleaf bat), 565 nucleotides. Its product is annotated as nephrocystin-3-like. Lineage: Eukaryota; Metazoa; Chordata; Mammalia; Chiroptera; Hipposideridae. The record is from RefSeq and is a predicted model, not a curated record. Gene Ontology annotation, biological process: convergent extension; kidney development; determination of left/right symmetry. Gene Ontology annotation, molecular function: protein binding. Gene Ontology annotation, cellular component: ciliary base; ciliary inversin compartment. The coding region runs from base 23 to 565 and encodes 180 amino acids. The transcript is spliced from 3 exons.
GGGUUUUAAAGUUUGUUUUUCAAUGACUACUGUUAUUUGUUGGGACAGAGGACACUUCGCUGAGUUGCUGAGCUACUGGCAGUUUGUUGGCAAAGACAAAAGUGCAAUGGCAGCAGAAUACUUUGAUUCGCUGAAGCAGUAUGAGAAAAACUGCGAGGGCGAGGAGAGCAUGAUGUGCUUAGCAGACCUCUAUGAAACCCUGGGACGAUUCCUCAAGGACCUAGGCCUGCUCAGUCAGGCAGUGGUGCCUUUGCAGAGGUCUCUAGAAAUUCGAGAAACCGCUUUAGAUCCAGAUCACCCACGAGUAGCUCAGUCCCUCCACCAACUGGCAAGUGUGUACGUUCAGUGGAAGAAGUUUGGCAAUGCAGAGCAACUGUAUAAACAGGCUUUGGAAAUCUCCGAAAAUGCCUAUGGUGCAGACCAUCCGCAUAUUGCUCGUGAACUUGAGGCCCUUGCAACUCUGUACCAGAAACAAAAUAAAUAUGAACAAGCUGAACAUUUUAGGAAAAAAUCUUUUAAAAUUCGUCAGAAAGCUACAAGGANCUGGUCAUGCAGGCUGCAGUAG